Messenger RNA from Heterostelium album PN500, 330 nucleotides. RefSeq lists its product as uncharacterized. NCBI's taxonomy places the organism in Eukaryota, Evosea, Eumycetozoa, Acytosteliales, Acytosteliaceae. The record is from RefSeq and is a predicted model, not a curated record. The transcript has a single exon. Bases 1 to 330 code for a protein of 109 amino acids.
AUGCCGCUUGCUAAAUCGACCGUAAAGUUUCAAAUGUUCUCAGUGGAGUCUAUUCCUAUUGUACAGCAGGCUGUUGCUGCGUCUGCGCUCUCUCCCUCUGGUGGCACGCCCAACCUGGUUGGUGUCUCUCAAUCGAAGAAGCAACAACAGAAUUCGCCAUCAAUCACUUCACCCAAUGCCAAUAGACCGCUAUCUAAUACCCAAUCACCCGUUGUAUCCAGUAAUACUGCUGGAUCGAAAACCUACUCAUUGAUGGAACAGAUGAGUAAGAAGAUUCAACAAAACAUUCCAUCUGUAUUAACAAACAUUGGAAAACAUCAACAACAAUAA